CAGAAACCAAAUCACCAGAAGAGCCUAGAGCAGAUUCAUGCGCGGGGUCAGAUACACUUUGACACAACACGAACACACACAAAAAUACAAACAGGUUAAUUCAGCAAAAUAUGUAUCUGGAGUGAAAGUUCUCUAACAUCGAGCACAACCUCACAGGAUGCGAGGUGUUCGGAACCGGGCUCCAUGUUGACGUGGACCUACUUCUCCCGUUGGCGCUGACAGGCGGUGCUUCGGUCGCUAAAACAUGGCCUCCAUGAUGGAGCCUCCGCUGCAACUUUAAUUUUCGCCAAAUUCACGGCAAAAAGCGUGUUUUUUCUUCUUGGGCCAGGAAGUGUGAUUCCAGCACACUCAAGAGGCAAAUGUUUGCUUUUGGAGAAGUUCGCCGUUGGAUGUAAACGGAUCGGUUUGCUUUGGCAGGAAAGCUGGAGAGGAAAAGGAGAAUUGCAUCAAAUCAAAUGCCCUCAGAGGCCCCGGAGCCUCGGGACAGAGGACCGCCGCCUCCUGUCACCCGGGCCGGACGCAGUGCUCAGCUGGCUAAAGCAGCAGCAGAAGCAGCAGCCGCUGCCAGCGAGCGACGACCUCGCGGGCGACCUCGGAAAGAUGGGAUAGGUGGACGUGCCGCACCUCCGGCACCUCCUCCUGCUCCGCCGCCACCUCCUCCUCCGCCGCCUAAAUCGAGGAAGAAGGGGAGGAAUCGAGGCCAAGCCCAGGUGGAGGAUGAAGAAAGCAUGGAGACGACGGAAAAGAGGCCCUCUCCUGACAAGAAGAUAGAGGACAAGGAAGUGGCGCCUGGACGCCGCCGCUCCGCCUCAAAGAGAAGAUCCAUCACAAACCCCGACUCGGACCCCGCACCCAUCCACCCCGAGCCCCCCGCAGUCCCAAGUGACGAGGAGGACCAGAGCCCCCCUGCACCCUUGGAAACGCCCCCAAUAUCUAGCGUGGAGGAAGAAUCUCAACGCAGUCCGGCUCCCCAGCCCCCAUCGCUGGACAUCUCUGUUCACAGUCCAAAACCGGGUCCCGAUGCUGUGGAAGAGAAGCAGCCUUGCCUCGCUUCCAUGGAGGGGGAUCACGCUCCUGUUCCCAUAAAGCCUGAGGGGGGCGGGCCUAGCUCACUUGGGCAAAGUCCCACCCUGAGUUUGGGUUCCAGCCCCGCCGCCUCGCCCUGCCUCCGUCUGGAGGACGAGGACUCGUUGUCUCCCUUGUUCCAGCGGUCCAUGUCGGACGACUCCGGGGGUUCCCCCACCCCGAGCUUGGGACACACCAAAAAGCGUCUGAAGCAGUGUGCCUUCUGUUACCACGGCAACCAGCCGCCUCUGGGCCAAGGCCCACUGGUGGUGUUCGGACCCACGCCCGGCUAUAUCCCGCUCCACAUCCUCAACCGCCGAGAAUCUUCGGACCGCGACAGCGAUUGUCAUGACCACUGCUACCGUAGCAACCAGGCUCCAACCCCGAGCAGCAGUCCAUCACAAUGUGAGGACGAGUCUUUCUUACAGUUGGUGGCGCAGCUCGGACCCAUCGGACUUCCACACGACGUCGACGUCCAAACACUGUUUGACCCCACAGGUCAGUGCUGUGCACACUUGCAGUGUGCGGCCUGGUCCGAGGGCGUGUGCCGUGGCGAGGGCCAAUCGCUGCUCUACGUGGACAAGGCCAUCGACUCAGGAAGCACACAGGCGUGCGCGUUCUGUCAUCAGCUUGGCGCGUCGCUUCGUUGCCGGGAAACAGGCUGUGGGCGGAGCUACCACUUCCCAUGUGCCGCUGCUGCCGGAGCUCAUCAGGACUGGGAGCAGAGACACACACUGUGCACGCGACACGCACAAGCAGCGUCUCCAUCAUGCUUGUCGUGUUCGCGCGGCGAUGAUGUCGGCAAUCUAUUGAUGUGCUGUUGCUGCGGCAACAAAUACCAUGGUGGAUGCCUAACCCCGCCUCUGACUCCAUCCUCCCUGAUCAGGGCUGGCUGGCAGUGUUUGUCAUGUCAAGUGUGUCAGUGCUGCAGGCUGCAAGAGGACACGUCUUUGUUACUUGUCUGUGGUCGUUGUGAUAAAGCUUACCAUACACACUGUCUGACGCCCCCACUGGAUCACACGCGUCCCAGUGGAUGGACCUGCCAGAAUUGCAGGGUGUGUCUUCGCUGUGGUGUAAGGUCGUCUGGUCAGUGGGCCAAUCACCCCUUCCUUUGCGAGUCAUGUGACCCAGCUCUGCCUUGUGCUCUCUGUGGCAACACCCCUGACUUGUACUCGCCACAGGAUUAUGUCACCUGUGUCUGCUGCUAUAGGUGUGUUCACAAAGAGUGUAUUGUCCAGGCAGAAGAGGACCGAACAAAGUCUGAUGGUUACAUUUGCUCCACCUGUCAGCCUGUGGGAGAGGAGCUAACGCUGCACACACCAAUCCCACACAGUCCCGCCUUAGACCUCCAGCUCAGUCCCACAAAGGCGCCGGACAUCUACGUGACUCCGCCGUCAGUUCAAAGUCCUGCUGAAGUUCUACCCAUUGUACAUGGUAGUACUGCCCAAAGCCCGGUCCGGAUUGUCUGUUUGGACCACGCCCCAACUGUAAACACGGAACCAUCACAUGAAAGUCUUAUCCAGUCACAACCUGAGAACACAGAGUUAAACCGAAGCCCCAAACUGUCACCCUCUGGCCCCACAGAGCUAAAACCAAGCUCUCCCUUUAACCAUGCAGAACUUCAGCAUAGUUCAGCACCAUCUCCUAACCCUGUAGAGCAAAGACUGAGUCCAGUACCAUCACCUUCUAAUCCUACAGAGCCACAACAAAUUCAAGUACCAUCUCCUAAACCCAUAGAGCAACAAAUAAGUCCAGUACCUUCCUCUAUCUCUGUAGAGCAAAGUCUGAGUACAGUACCAUCACCUUCUAAUCCUACAGAGCCACAAAUAAGUCAGGGACCAUUUCCUGCUAACCCCAUAAAGCAAUGUUCAAGUCCAGUACCAUGUCCUGCUAGCCCUACAGAGCAAAAACCAAGUCCACAACUAUCACAAUCUGAUCUAACAGACCUCCAGCAAAGUCCAGAACAAUCUUCCACUGAGUCCGCAGUGCUGAAACGAAGUCCACCAUCAUCUCCUACAAAUCUCACGGAGUUCCAUCAUAGUCCACAGCCAUCUUCUGUGAACCCCACAAAUCUCCACCAAAGUUCCUGCACGGAACUCCAGACACAUCUUUCAAAGUCUCCCCUUAACUCAACAGUACUCUGUGAAAGUACAGGGCAAUCUUUAUCUGAGCUCACAAACUUCCAACCUGUACUAUUGCCUGCUGAGAUGACAGAGCUUCAGGAAAGUCCUGUACAAUCUUCAUCGAAACACACCGAACUCCAGCAAAGUCCAGCGCCAUCUCCUUUUACAGUCACAGAGCUCCAGCAAAGUCCAGCACCAUCACCCUCUACAGUCGCAGAGCUCCAGAAAAGUCCAGCACAAUCUCGUAUUGUUGCAGAGCUCCAGCAAAGUCCAGCACCAUCAAAUUCUACAGUCGCAGAGCUCCAGAAAAGUCCAGCACCAUCUCCUUUGAGAGUCACAGAGCUCCAGAAAAAUCCAGCACAAUCUCCUUCAACAGUCGCAGAACUCCUGAAAAGUACAGCACCAUCUCCUUCUACAGUUGCAGAGCUCCAGCAAAGUCCACCACCAUCACCUUCUACUGUCGCAAAGCUCCAGAAAAAUCUAGCACUAUAUCCAUAUACAGUCGCAGAACUACAGCAAAGUCCAGCACCAUCUCCUUCGAUAGUUGCAGAGCUCCAGAAAAGUCCAGCACCAUCUCCUUCUACAGUCACAGAGCUCCAGCGCAGUCCAUCACCAUUUCCUUCUACAGUCACAGAACUGCAGAAAAGUCCAGCACCAUCUCCUUCCAUAUUUACAGAGCUCCAGAAAAGUCCACCACCAUCUCCUUCUACAGUUGCAGAGCUCCAGAAAAAUCCAGCACCAUCUCCAUAUGAAGUCGCAGAACUACAACAAAGUCCAGCACCAUCUCCUUCCAUAGUUGCAGAGCUCCAGAAAAGUCCAGCACCAUCUCCUUCUACAGUUGCAGAGCUCCAGAAAAAUCCAGCACCAUCUCCUUCCAUAGUUGCAGAGCUCCAGAAAAGUCCAGCACCAUCUCCUUCUACAGUUGCAGAGCUCCAGAAAAAUCCAGCACCAUCUCCAUAUGAAGUCGUAGAACCACAACAAAGUCCAGCACCAUCUCCUUCCAUAGUUGCAGAGCUCCAGAAAAGUCCAGCACCAUCUCCUUCUACAGUCGCAGAGCUCCAGCAAAGUCCACCACCAUCUCCUAUUACAGUCACAGAGCUCCAGAAAAGUCCAGCACCAUCUCCUUCCAUAGUGGCAGAGCUCCAGAAAAGUCCAGCACCAUCUCCUUCUACAGUUGCAGAGAUCCAGAAAAAUCCAGCACCAUCUCCAUAUAAAGUCGCAGAACUACAACAAAGUCCACCACCAUCUCCUUCCAUAGUUGCAGAGCUCCAGAAAAGUCCAGCACCAUCUCCUUCCAUAGUUGCAGAGCUCCAGAAAAGUCCAGCACCAUCUCCUUCUACAGUCGCAGAGCUCCAGAAAAGUCCAGCACCAAUAUAUUCUACAGUCUCAGAGCUCCAGAAAAGUCCAGCACCAAUAUAUUCUACAGUCUCAGAGCUCCAGCUAAGUACGACACCAUCUCCUGCUACAGUCGCAGACCAAAAGCAGUGUCCAGCACCAUCUCCUUCUACAGUCGCAGAGCUCCAGAAAAGUCCAGCACAGUCGUCUGUCGCAGAGAACAAAAAAAGUCUAGUACCAUCUACUGUUGCAGAAUUCCAACAAAGUCAAGUAGCAUCUCCGAAGAGCACAGAGUCUCAAGAAAAUCCAAUACCAUUUUCAUCAAAAAACACAGAGCUUCAGGAAAGUCCAAUACCAUAUUUACCGAACCCCACAGAGCAAAGACAAAGUCCAGUACCAUCUCCUUUUGAUGUUACAGAGUACCACCACAAUGCAGUCCAAUGUUCUUCUACAAUUGCAGAUUUACAACAAAGUCCAGUGCUGUCCCCUUACGAUGCCACAGAGCUUCACCAUAAUCCACUACAAUCUCCUUCUAACACCACAGAACAAGAACUCAGACCAGCACCAUCUCUGGAUGUCACAGAGCUCCAGCAUUGUCCACAGCUAUGUUCAUCGAAACUUUCUGAGCUUCAGCAAAGUCGAAUCACAUCUCCUAGUGUCAAAGCGGUCGAGGAAUGUCCAAUACCAUCUUUUUCUAACUCCACUGUGGUCCAGGAAUGUCUGGUACCAUCUUUAUCCAUCCCCACAGAGGUCCAGGAAAGUCCAGUACAGUUUUCAUCAAUCCCUUUAGAGGUCCAGGAAAGUCCGGUACCAUCUUCAUUGAACCCCACAGAGGUCCAGGAAAGUCCGGUACCAUCUUUAUCGAUCCUCACAGAGGACCAGAACAUUGUGGUACCAUCUCCAUCAAACCACACAGAGGUCCAAGAAAGCCCUCUCUUAUCUCCUAUUGUCACAGAGUGUCAGAGAACCACUCUAUCAUUUUGUAACGUGGUUGAGCUUCAGAAAAGUCCAGCACCAUCUCCUAGUGCCACAGCAGUCCAACAAAGUCCAGUACCCUCUCCUUCCACUGUUGCAGAGCUCCAACAAAGUCCAGUAUCAUUUCCUAGUGCCAUAGCAGUCCAACAAAGUCCAAUACCCUCCCCUUCCACUGUCGCAGAGCUCGAACAAAGUCCAGUACCUUCUCCAUCUACUGUCGCAGAGCUUCAGAAAAACCCUCUAUCGCUUUCUAAGGUCACAGAGCUCCAGCAAAGUUCAAUACUAUCUCCUGAAGAAGCCACAGAGCUUACACAGAAUUCCAGUUCAUUUGACCUGGGCCUCACAGAGGUUCAAAACAAUACCAGGGAACCCCAACAAAUCAAUGAUCCAUCUCCAGAACCCCAACAAAUCAAUGUUCCAGCUCCAGAACCCCAACAAAUCAAUGUUCCAGCUCCAGAACCCCAACAAAUCAAUGUUCCAGCUCCAGAACCCCAACAAAUCAAUGUUCCAACCCCAGAACCCCAACAAAUCAAUGUUCCAGCCCCAGAACCCCAACAAAUCAAUGUUCCAGCCCCAGAACCCCAACAAAUCAAUGUUCCAUCCCCAGAACCCCAACAAAUCAAUGUUCCACCCCCAGAACCCCAACACAUCAAUGUUCCAGCUCCAGAACCCCAACAAAUCAAUGUUCCAGCUCCAGAACCCCAACAAAUCCAUGUUCCAGCCCCAGAACCCCAACAAAUCAAUGUUCCAGCCCCAGAACCCCAACAAAUCAAUGUUCCAGCCCCAGAACCCCAACAAAUCAAUGUUCCAGCCCCAGAACCCCAACAAAUCAAUGUUCCAGCCCCAGAACCCCAACACAUCAAUGUUCCAGCCCCAGAACCCCAACACAUCAAUGUUCCAGCCCCAGAACCCCAACACAUCAAUGUUGCAUCUCCAGAAACCCAACAAAUCAAUGCUAAAUCUCUUUGCGGAGCAGAGCUCCAAAAAGGUGCACUGCAAUCUAUCCCACUCAUAUCCGAGACUGCAGGACUACAGGGGAGUCCUGUAGCAUUGUAUCCUAAUCCAAUACAAGUAAAAGAAAACUCACAAUGCAAUCAUGGUCCUUUAGAAUGUAAGGAAAAUCAUUCUAGGCCUUCAACACCCUCCCAUUUGUCUUCUGACCAUUUGACUUCCCCACAAGCUCAACUGAGUCCUCAAGAAAUGACUUCCAUGGAUUCAACAAGAGAACAGCUAAUGUCGAGAGUUCCUCAAAAGAGUCCACUGCAUGGUAGUCCGAUGUCGGAACUCAGUCCUAUCAGAUUGGAUGCUGACAAAUCAAAGCCUCAGACCAUUUCCCAAAACAGUAGAUCAUGUAGUCCUACUGACAUUAACAUUAAAGAGUCGCUGCUCCAAACCCAUCAAGGAUCAUACAUUCAUGUGCUGCAUAGUCCUAUAAGAACAUCACUUGAUGUUGAAAUAACACUGGAUGAGGAGAGCCUGGUACCAAGCCCUCCUUCUCAUUUGCCUGCGUGGGCUGCACAGAUCAGUUCAACACUGGACCAGGACUUUCCGCCAGUCUCUUUAAAAACUACCUUCCCAGGCAGGAGGAAAACUGCAUGUAGACCCAUUUCAGCACCAUGUAGCCCAUCAAGAACCCCCGUUAGCGCCACCAAGUGCAGUCUGUCACAGCCCGCUAGUCCAGUACAGAUCGCCUCUAUGCUCCGUAGUCGGCCUCUGCAGGUUAAUGUGCUUGCUUGUCAGUCUGCUACACCAACAGAAUGUUCCCAAAGCAGUCUCCACACCGGGGUUAGACCUCAAGCCAUUCCGCUGAGUCCAAACCUCAACGGUCAAACACUUGAAUCUGUUUUUUAUAGCCCGACCACGGUCAUGUGCACAACAACUCUAACAGUUCAACCUUCAAAUCAUCUUCCCUUUCAUGCUCCACCAUCGCCAGCACCAGAAAGCCUUGUUCACCAAAUGGAACACAGUAGCCUCGCUUGCAUGUCUUCUUGUGCUGAGAAAUCUGUUGAACAGAUGGCGAGCCCAACACAUAUCCAACCUGUCAAAGAUGGUGCUAGCCCUUCACAUGCCAGUGAAAUGCCUGCUAGUCCUGCCCGCUCACUUCUUCAGGCCUCCUCUGACUCAAUGCCAAAGGUAUCAGACAUUGCCGUUGGCCUGCCUUUACCAGCUAGCCCUGUGAUGGACAGCUCUUUUCAGCCAGCAGCCGCCCCCCCAGCACCAAUAAGCUCUUCAAGGGAACCAACUAGCACCUUAUUAAUACUUCCUAGUCAUGGAGACACUACAUCAUCUGAAAAUGAAGAUACAACAACACAAAUGAACCCGUUCUCUCUCGGAACUCGUCCUCAUCAUCAGAACUUGGUUAAUGUUAGUCCAGAGCCUCCUCAGCUCCCACAGUCAGUCCAGUCUAGUCCUUCACAGGUCCAAAUAUUCCACAGUCCCACGGAGACUACAUUAGUAGAUUCAAUAUCCCCUCCAGAUAGUCCUACACACUGUAGACCGAUUGUUUGUCCCGCUAACAUUUCUGUUUGCAAAGAUCUGAGCAACUCCGAAAGUAGUAUUUACUCGAGCAACCAAAGUUCCUCAGUAACUUGCAUGACCCCAUCUGUUUUUGGACAUAUUAGCUCAACACAGAGUGGUGAAACACUUCCUUGUAGCCCCGCAGAUUCUAUCUCAGGCCCUGCUCAAGCUCACCAGAGACUUGCUAUGUCAAGUUCAAGCCCCAAAAGGGACAAUGCAGAAAGUUCCCAAGUCCAGGUCUCGGUCAUUUGCAACUCAUUUCAGCUGGGUACCCGUUUAGGUUCAACUGCAGAUACUAAGCCUCUAAGCCCCUUGAGUCAAAGAAUAGUUGGCAAUCCCACUCAGGAACCCACUGACACACCUCAGGCUACAUGUACAAACAAAUCAGUUGAUAGUUCCAGUUUGUCGGCCUCCUCCCACAAGUUUCCUCAGACAUCACCCACAUGUGUUCCACAGGAUAGCACGGAACACUGUAGCCAACGUUCCCCAUUUCAAUUUGCUAUUAGAAAAAUCUCACUAAGUCCGGGUCUUACCACCCCUGAGAGUUCAGAGGCCGGAACAGGUGCAAGUUUUAUUAUCAGUGUUGAGUCAGGAAUCAGCUCAUCUCCAACGAGUCCUGGUUGCGCCAUUCUGGCUGAGAAAGAGUCGACAUCUCUUGUCGCCAUGACAAAUGACAAGGAGCAAGGGAGCUCGCAGGAGCAUAAGCGAGCAGUGCAGGACCAGGAAGAGGCCCAUCAGGAGCAUGUCCAGGAGCAAGAAGGCCUCAGCGGUUCCAAUCUUCACUUGUCAGGAGUUCAGCUCUCUCCUCGUCCCCCUGCUGCAGCCUCUUUGGAUCCCCGUUCUGUCCCGUCACCACAGUCUCCAAAAAAAGCAGGCUCCCCAGACACCUCCCUCACACUCAGCGUGACAGUUGAAGCUUCCCCCUCUCUAAAGGAUCACAGGGAAUCGGGACAAGAGGAUUCAUGUCCUAUGUCGUGGGCCCGGGAUGAUGACCAGUCCAAUCCCACUAAAACAGAGUCUUCAGAAUGGGUGGAGGAGCAGCCAAAAACACCAACAGUAACAGCUGCUGUCUCUGAUGAAGUUUCUCGGCAGGUGGACAUAGGGGAGAGCGAUGAUAGGGAGAACCAAGAGAGUGCUGACCCCAAAGACCAAUCCUAUGUGGAGGAGGAGCCACUGAGUCCUGUGCUGGAGCUGGAUCCCUCUUUAGAUGUGGAGGUGAUGAAGUUGAUGACCACGGAGUCUCCUCCCGCCUCCUUUCUACACCUGUCCUCCUUUAGUCCGCCUCCCAUCCCCACCCGGGGGAAAGGGCGGAGCCUCAGGCCUCCUUUAUGCUCCUCUUUCGCACCAUUAGACGACCUCUCCUUACGACUUCGGCAGUCUCCUUUUUCCACCGAGGCGUCACCUGAAACCUCCCCUGCCAGAGAGCCCAUCACACCGCCGCCACUUUCCCCACCUUCCCCUCCUCUCAGGUUCAGCCCUCCAUACAGGGAGUCUCCUCCCCUCUCCCAGAUUCCGCCCUCCACUGUGAUACCGCUCACUCCUAAAAUUGGUAUGGGAAAGCCAGCCAUCACCAAAAGAAAGUUCUCCCCUGGCAGGGCCAGGGUCAGGCAGGGUUCGUGGUGGAGUAAUGUCAGGGCAGUCAGCCCCCCCUCUUCCUCCCAGGACUCUACUGGGGAGGGUGGGAGGGACAGCCCUAAAUAUCGUCCACCGGACUCCCCGCUCUGGAGCAUGAGAGUGGGUCGUGGUUCGGGGUUUCCUGGUAGAAGGAGGGCCAGAGGAGGAGGUGUAGGAGGUGGAAGAGGAGGAAGAGGAAGGAGCAGAAUUAAGACACAGGACUUUUUGUCUGUGUCACCUGCAUAUGGUUUUGUGGAGUCGAUCCCGCCUAAGGAAGAGGAGGAGAACUCCAUGCACAACACGGUGGUGAUGUUCUCCACCUCUGACCUGUUCACCCUCAGACAGGACAUGUGUGUGGUGUGCGGCAGCUUCGGUCAAGGAGCGGAAGGUCGACUGUUGGCGUGUUCUCAGUGCGGACAGUGUUACCACCCCUACUGCGUCAAUGUGAAGAUUACGCGAGUCAUCCUGACCAAAGGGUGGCGCUGUCUGGAAUGUACCGUAUGUGAGGCAUGCGGCGAGGCCAGUGACCCUGGGCGUCUGUUGCUAUGCGACGACUGCGACAUCAGCUACCAUACGUACUGCCUGGACCCGCCCCUCCACAUGGUGCCUAAGGGAGCCUGGAAGUGCAAGUGGUGUGUGUGGUGCGUCCAGUGUGGCUCCGCUUCUCCCGGGCUGCACUGUGAUUGGCAGAGUAACUACAGCCGCUGCGCACCAUGUGCCAGUCUGACCUGCUGCCCCCUCUGUCAGAGGCUUUAUACACAGGACGACCUCAUUCUACAGUGUCAGCAGUGUGACAGGUGGGUGCAUGCCAGUUGUGAGGGUCUGACGUCCGAAGACGAGGUAGAGAUGGCAGCUGACGAGGGCUUCAACUGUUCGUUGUGUAGAACACACAGCCGCAUCUCAUUUGGGAGGUCGGACAGUUUGGACUCCUCCUACAUGUCUCAGAUCAUCUCUAGGAGCCGUGAAGCAGACAUAAAGACAUACACUCAGGAUGGAGUUUGUCUGACAGAGUCGGGCCUCUCUCACCUGCAGUCCCUGGUUGAACCUUUGACCUCAGCGCGCAGGUAUCGCAGGUGCAAACCCAAACUAAAGUUGAGGAUCAUCAACCAGAACAGCGUGUCCGUCCUGCAGACCCCACCUGACCCUCACACUAGCGAACAAGACCACCAUCACAGAGUGCACCUGGAUUGUGACCUCAAGUCGGACUCCAGUCCUGAGAGAGACCACGCCCCCUAUGAUGAUGUCAGCAAGGAGCUCCAUAUGGCAGGUGGCAGCACAAAGAGGAAGAGGAAGCCCUAUAGACCAGGUAUUGGAGGCUUCAUGGUGCGCCAACGAGGCGGGAAGGCGGGGUCAAGCGGAUUCAAACUGUGCAGGAACGAUUCAACUGACAUGUUGCAUGGAGACGAAGAUGUAGCUGACCAGACCCUUGACAAGGUGAAGAAGAGAUAUAGAAAGAAAAAGACCAAGCUGGAGGAGGCUUUUCCUUCCUAUCUACAGGACGCUUUCUUUGGUCGGGAUCUUCUGGAACGCAUUCGCCAGUUGGACCAGAGGAUGGUAUCAGAGGUAGCGAGAGCCAGUCAGUCAGCAGCAGUCGAUCUGAAAGGCCCCGCCCCCUCAGACAAGAUGGUGAUCCGAAAGCAAGAAAGACUGCCCAUGUCGGACGAUGCGCUCGUGGAUCUGUCUGACGUUCUCAACACUCAUCCUCAAAUUCUGGCCACCGGACACACAGGCCAGUUCCAGGUGGAGCGCUCCCCCUCUCCAUUUGCGGGCCUAGACAUCGGGUCCAUGGCGGAAGACCCCUUGCUGACCGGAAGUGGCGGACACAGUCAUAGAUCAUUGCAGGAAGAGCCUCUGGAUGCCAUCUUAAACCCUGAGCUUGACAAGAUGGUGACAGACGGUGCCCUCCUCAGCAAACUGUACAAUAUUCCAGAGCUUGAGGGCAAAGAUGUGGAAGACCUUUUCACUGCUGUGCUCAGCCCGGACAACAGCGAGAAACAUCACCACCACACUGCUGCAGGAAGCAAAACACACACAGCAGCCGUGUUUCCUCGUCUUCCUCUGAUGAAUGGCCUCACAGGACGAGCCCCUCACUUGGUCAACCCUCCCAUGAUGCCGAGCGGCACUCCUGGCACGGCGAGUCACCGAAUUUGUCCUCCAGAGGGACCCUUCCCCGGCUCUGCCCCUUGCCUGCCUCCAGCUAAUCAGGCUGGGGGAGAGGGCGAGCAGGACGCCUUGUCUACGGCACAGAGGAGCAUGUUGAAGUGGGAAAAGGAGGAGGCUCUGGGCGAGCAGGCUACUGUUGCCCCCGUGCUCUACUGCAACACCAACUUCCCCCAGCUUAAGGAGCAGUAUCCUGAGUGGUCCACAAGAGUGAAGCAGAUCGCCAAACUGUGGAGAAAAGCGAGCUCUCAGGACAGAGCACCUUUUGUACAACGUGCAAGGGACAACCGUGCAGCGCAGCGCAUCAGCAAAGUCCACAUGUCCAAUGAGCCACUCAAAAGGCAGCAGCAACAGCCCUUACAACCGCCGUUGUCUGUGCCCUAUGAUGCAAUGUCCAUGGAGUCGGAUUUGGCGCUAAAGGACCCGCUAAGGCCUAGAGAGUCUGAGCAGGAGCAGGAGUGGAAGCUAAGACAGGGAGAGGUAAAAGACAGAUGGCGAGCCGGUAAGAAGAGGCAGGAAAAUCUCCCCCAAAGCAAAGCCCUAAAAUCACCAACAGAUAAAGAUUGUCCCUUCCAGGCAUCUCUAGCAGGAGGUGGCAAAGAGGCUCUGCAUUUGCGUCAGAAGAGCAAACAGCUGGCCAAGAUUGAAGCCAGUCAGAAGCUGGAGCAAGUGAAGAACGAGCAGCUGCUGCAGCAGCGACAGCAUCACCUCUCAGCCAAUCAGCAGCCUGUCACCGGGAGCGAUGUGAUGCCUCUCCAGCUACUUCCCUCCACGGAUGCCCAGCCCAGACAGAACAUCCUACAGGGCUCCGUACUGGCCGACAAUGUUUUUCUCAGACCACAAGUCCCACCCUCUUCUGGCUACUCCUCACUUCCUCACUCCCCGCACUCCUUGUCACCCCUUCACCAGCCCCCAUCCUCUCCCCAGAUGUUCUCCCCGCCUUCAUCCAGCCCCACGUCCCCCUGGGAUCCCUACAGUAAACCAGCAGCGACUUCUCGGCCUUCCUCCAUUCAGCAUUGCACCCCACUCAACAUAUCUCCUGCACACGAUGCACUGGGUUCCCCUGCACCCUCACCUGAUUCGAAAACCUCUGAUGCUUCUCGGACCCUCGGACUCCAACCAGGCCUGCAGCACAGCAAAGCGGCAUUGAAGAGUCCCCCUUCUGGCUCUCAGGUGUACCAGAGGUCUCCGGUCCAAGGGGGAGUGUUUAAAGCCCCCAUGCCACCUCAAAACCAGCUGCAACAGGAGUUGUUUAGUGGUGCACCAGCUGGAGCAAGGAGAGACCCAUCCAGACCCACAGACCUUGGCCUCAUCCCCCCUCAGAGUCAGGACUCCGCUUUUAGUUCCAGCCAGCUCUCUGGGCUGGGCUCCCCUCAUCGCAGCCCUUACGCCCACACGCCAGGGACCCCCAGAAUUGACUAUAGCCAGCAGAUGGCAGACCACUUUGUCAAACAGCCAGCUUUGACACCCCGUCCCUCUCCUGACCCCUACAGUAAUCCUCAAACCCCUGGGACUCCCCGGCCACAUUCAGACAACAUAUACCUCAACGCAACUCCUGCACUUCGAAUAGAUCAGUUCAACCAGUUGGCAAAUAGCCGCCGGCCCUCCCCUUCACACACAACAUUGGACCCAUACUCAAACCCAGGCACACCCCAUUCCUUUGUUCCUGAGCGCUUCCCUCGAUCACCAGGCAGCACGUUAACCACCGAUCCCCAUGCUAAACCGCCUGGUACCCCGCGUCCACCACCGGACCCCUACGCCCAGCAACCCUCCACACCUCGCCCCCAGAAGACCUCUGAAGCCUUCAGCCAAGCUCAAGUGGAGAGCUUUACUCCUCAGCUUGUGAGAUCUCCCCUGGGUUCAGGACUUGGUGGAGAGACUGUGACUCUCACACCAACCCACAAACAGUCUCCGGGGAGGCAACAACAACAGCAGGACUCCUAUCCCAGGACCCCUGGUAGUAGCCAGACCCCAAAGCACCCUGGGAUGUCAGAAGAUACUGGCUUCCCCGGCCCAGUCAGUCAAACUUUGGGAAGACCCACCACUGGGCCCGCACAGAUGGACAAAACAUCAGCCAAUGACAUGGCAACAAUAGGUGGGGCUUCUUUAGAGGGACCAAUGGGCUUGCUUCCACAGCUUGGUGACUCUGAGGAAAAACUAAGACAGCGUCAGAGACUCCGCCAGCUCAUCCUGAGGCAGCAGCAGCAGAAAAGUGCAUUGCGGCAAGAAAAAGGUCUCCAGGAGUCUCAGCCUGGUGCCCCUUCAGCUACUGCUGCUCCACCAGGUUCGGCCCCCAGCUCAGCAACACCCUGUCACUGGUCCCAGGAAGAAACCACCACCCCCAAUCCUCCAACUGAUGUGUUUGGACGUCCACCACCUCCUUACCCCGGUAUAAUGCGGCCUGCCGUACCAGCUGGAGCUUUUACUGGACCCCCACGGUUGCUUGGAACUUUUCCAGUGGACCAGGUCAAAGGGUUAAACCCAAGUGAGUCUCAAUUUCCCAGGCAAAGCAUCCCCAGGGAACUUGGACCCAGAGGAUUGGCCUUGAGGUUUGGUCUCCAGGAGUCCUUCCUGCGUUCUCCCACAGUAUUAGUGCCUGGUUCUGGGCUGGUACUCCCUGUCCAGAUAAGGACGCCAGUGCCCAGUGACUUUACCAGCAUCCGUCAGAUGACUGUCCCCAGCCCUCAUCCACAUUUGAUGUCCGCUGUCCACCAGCCCUUUGUUCCCCGCUCCCUCCCCAUCCAGCAGCACAGCAUCAUGGGGCAGCCUUACAUUGAGCUUCGACACCGUUCUCCAGAGAACCGUCUGAGGCUGCCCUUCUCCCUUGUUGCCCCACCCGUGCAGACCGUGGACUCUCAGCCAUCAGCUGCCAGGCCCAUCUCAGGGGUCCCAAUAGCAGAGACAACAGUGGGUCAUCAUCCAAUGCUGACGAUGGAGCAACUCAACCAGCAGAAUCUAAUCCACGUGGCAGCAUUGGGUCAGGAGAGUGAACCCGGGCUCCAGGGGACUGAUGGGAUAGAGGAGCACCUGGAAGGGGAGGACUCAGCUGUAAAAGAUCUGGAGGAUGUGGAGGUGAAAGAUCUAGUUGACCUCAAUCUGAACCUGGAUCCUGAAGAUGGCAAAGAAGACUUAGACCUGGGUGCCAACGACCUCCACUUAGAUGACUUCUUGCUGUCGGGAAAGUUUGACCUGAUCGCUUAUGCUGACCCCGAGCUCAACCUAGAGGACAAGAAGGACAUGUUCAAUGAGGAGCUUGACCUGGAGGAUCCUGUGGGAGACAAAAAGGGAGGAGAGAGGCAAAACUUAGUUGGUGGUCCGAGAAAGUUGGAUACCGAUGUCAACUUAUUAGGUCAGGUCAAAGAAGAAGUGCAGGAGGCCGUCAACAGAGAUACUAAAAACGAUUCUUCAUCCCGUCACCCCGCACCACAACCUGAGGCUGUCAGCCAACAACUCCCUGUAGCUUCUGAGGCUGAGACAGCAGGAUCCAGCCAGUCCAGCUCUUCUUUGCACCUUGCCAAGGGGGAUGUGGGUGAUUCUUCUGAUUCAGGAGUUUUGCCAGAACUCCAAGCCCAGGAAAAGGCUUUGUCGUCUGGCGUGACUCCAGGUCAGCAGCCUGGCUUCCAUCAAACACCCCUUGGACCCUCUUCGGCUUACCUCAACCCUCAAACUCAGGCUUCCCCGGACACCCCUCACAAAGUGUCGCUUCAACUCUCCCAGCCUUGCCUACUUCUCAACCCUCAGGCCGUGUCUCCAAACCUGGACGCAGCUGCUCAAUCCAUUGCCCAGGAACAGGCCCAGAACAAGUCUAAACCUUUACUACUGGAGGAGCAGCCACUUUUGCUGCAGGAUCUCUUGGACCAGGAGCGCCAGGAGCAGCAGCAACAGAAACAGAUGCAGGCACUGAUCAGACAGAAAUCCACCUCUGAACCCACAUUCCCAGAAAUAACCGACUUUGACUCCAUCUCAGACCCCAUAAUGAAGGCCAAGAUGGUGGCUCUUAAGGGCAUCAACAAGGUGAUGACUCAAGGGAACCUAGGCCUCAACAACAUGGUCAUCAACAGGUUUCACCAGGCUCCUGCGGCCACGACUUCUGAGGGAACCCCUCAACCUCUGCUUCAAGUUGGACAGGAAGGAGAGGUAAACCCUCCACUGGUGCGGCCGAACCCACCCAGCUGUGGACCUGGAUUUGUUAACGACUCUCAGAAACGUCAGUAUGAAGAGUGGUUGGGUGAGACCCAGCAACUCUUGCAGAUGCAGCAGCGUCUCCUGGAGGACCAAAUCGCAGCUCACCGCAAGACCAAAAAGGCUCUGUCGGCCAAGCAGAGGACGGCAAAGAAGGCGGGUCGUGCACUCGCAGAGGAAGACGCUGCUCAGCUGCGCUACAUCGUGGAGCAGCAGGGGACUGUCCAGAAACAGCUGGAGCAGAUCCGUAAGCAGCAGAAAGAUCACACAGUGCUCAUCGAGGACUACAGAACACAACAACAGCAGCAGCAGCAAAGACCCCUUCCUAUUGUGCCUUCUGGAGUAGUACCUCUGCAGAAUAGGCCCAGUGGCUCAGCUCUGCCCUGCGUCCAGAACGUUCCCCCUGGUUGGUCACCAGCAGUGGGCGUUGUUCCAGGGUUGAUGGGGCCGAAUAUGGCAUCUCAUGUGCCACCACAGUUGCCCCAUACCCUUUCAAAGCCCCCUCAGGCUUCACAGCCCUCUCCAGCCAUUGCGCCCAGACUUUCAGCUCCAGCAGCAGGCUUUUCCCCAGGCCCCCGGACACCCACUGGGGGUCCCAGUGGUGCCUCAGGGGGUGACAUAGCAGCACCCUCCCCCCAGGUCAAAUUUGAUGACAACAACCCAUUCAGUGAAGGUUUCCAGGAGAGGGAAAGGAGAGAAAGAAUAAGAGAGCAGCAGGAGCGGCAGAGGGUGCACCUUAUGCAGGGGGUGGAUUGCCAUAGGGUCUUGCAGCAAGGUUCUCAAGGUGGAUCUGUGGGACCUGGAGUGGCUCGGCUCUGUUCCACAGGGUCAGUGGCUGGCAGCACUCCUGGCUCCACCCCUAGUGGGGACACUUUCUCCAAGAUGCCUUUCUUCAGUUCUGAACUGCCCCAGGACUUCCUCCAGUCUCCGCCUGCCUCCAGACCGCCACAACUCCUCGUGUCGUCGCCCAACCUCCAGACCACCCCGAGACUCCCAGGCCCUUUGGGCUCCGCAGGUCCUGGUCAGGUCCGUCCACCUGGCCUUGGAGGGGUCGUUAUAGCUCCUUCCAAUCAAGGAAGUCAAGGUCAUCAAUUUCGACAAGAGUCCUCAACCUCAUCACCAUCUGCCCCUCUACAUGCCGUCUUCACCCCUUCCUCAUCCGGAGGCCCCGCCUCCCUCAUGCAGCUGUACUCUGACAUCAUGACAGACGACAGCCUGAAGAAGAAGAGGAGUGGGAACAAGGACAGAGACAAUUCUGCUGGGGGAGCCAGGACACCGCUGUCCUCACACUCUGAUGACAUCACAGCCCCGUCUACUCCAGCCUUUUCAGACGCUUCGUGCUCUACGCCCACACGGUGCAGCACUGAGCUGGCUGAGAUGAACACCCCUCCCCUCUCUGGUCUGGCUCCAUCCUCAGAACUGGAGAAGCAGCUGUCUGUGUGCCCUGCAGCCCAGGACAGAACCCAUCUAAUGGACAUGGAGGCUCAUAGAGGCCUCCUGUGUGGCCGCAUGGGGGUCAAGGAGGAGCGAGAGGAGCGAGGACCCUGUGGAGGAGACCCAGUAAAGUUGGAGUGCGCCUCCCCUCUUCAUGUAGGAGGAGACGUAGGGAAGGAGCUGCUUAGACACUUGCUGAAGGAAAAGGCUUCUCCGGCAAAGACUCCAUCGCCUACCACCCAUGCCCUGCCUCCUGUCCACCACCAACUCUCCACUGACAGUGUGCGCUCUGAGGAGGAGGACGGUGCUGGUUUCCUUGGCAACAUGAUGGUGGACAGUCCUGAUGUCUUGGACUUGUUAGGCAAGAAAAAGGCUCAGCGAUGUAAGAGAGCUGCUCGGCCCGACAAAGACAAAGCUCUGGCCAAAUACAAGCGGAGGAAACAAGAAGACGAGGACGAAAUGCUUCACUCCUCUUCCACCCCCUCUGAGCAGAUCAUAACACACCUCAGACAGCUCUCUGUGCUACCUCUCAUGGAGCCCGUUCUGGGGUUCGACCUGAGUCUGUUCCCCCCUUAUGGCAGCACCUCUCUAGGGAGGGACUCCAGACUCACUGGCUCCUUUGGCAACGCCUGCCUGGACGGAGUCACUGACUACUACUCACAGCUCACAUGCAAGAACAACCUCGGUAACCCACCCACACCGCCUGCCUCGCUGCCGCCGACCCCCCCACCGGUGGUAAAGCAGAAGCUAGUGAACGGCUUUGCUACAGCAGAGGAACUGAGCAGGAAGGAGCUCACCGAGCAAGAUAGUGAGUGCUGUGAUGAUCGAACGUUAUCCUCUGGGCUUCAGCUCAGUCUUACAUCAUGUCCGCCAGUGAAAGGUAUCAAAUCCAAGGUUCAAGAGCUUCCGGCUGAAAAUCACACCGCCAAGACGGUGGACGUGCCCGCCUCCCUGCCGACUCCACCCCACAACAACCAAGAAGAGCUCCGGGCCCAAGAAUCGUCGCUACGCAGCAGCCCGGAAGACUUUGUCCCGUCCUCGUCUCCUGACAGUGUGGCAGACAUGGAGAUCAGCAGAUACCCCGACCUGUCCUUCAUCAAACUGGAGCUACCGUCCCCUUGCCCAUCUCCACCGAUACCCAUCAUGCCCUGCUCUUGGGGCAAAGGCACUGCGGUAAAGCAGGAAGUGAAGGCGGAGCCAAGCCAACAGGCUCCUCCCUCCUGUUCCAACACAGAUCUGGUUACCAUAGCGAUCACCCUAAACCCAUCCGCUGCUCAGAAUGUUCCUGGUGUCAUGGCGACAGUGGCGAAGCUGCUGCGGGUCCCCACUUCAAUCAACUACCAGCUGAGCCGCGCUGAGUGCAACCCGCUGGCUCUGCUGGCGGGAGUCAGAGUGCCACUUCCUCAGGCUUCAGCAAGCAGCAGGCAGCAGAGACCUGCGCCUCCAGCUGGUGUGAGGAUGGACGUCAUCCAGCAUGGUGCUACACCUGCUGUCUCCAGACCGCCGUCCUGCAGCCACUGCAAAGUACUGCUGGGAAGUGGAGUUCGCAAAAUCAAAGCAGUCAAACAGGAAGGUCCGUCCACUCUGCUCUUCUGUAGCCCAAACUGCUCUGCGCUCUACUCAUCUGGACUGAAAACCGCAAGCUCUGCAGACAAGCCUAAGGACAAGACACCCCCUGAUACCCCCAGCAGACUGCAUCACCACUACGCCAACAACAUGUCGUCCAUUGCCGUCCACUCCCUCCCUCGGACUCCCAUCACUCCAUCCCAGACCGCCACCUCGUCCCCACCUCUCCAGUUCCCCUCCGCCUCCACUGUCACCAUGGAGAUCAAGCCCCGUGUGGACAGCCUGAAGGUCAAGGUGAAACUGAAGCCCCACCCCCACGCCUUCUCUGAGGGGGACGACUUGCUGCUGAGUCACCACGGGAAGAGGAUGAAAAAUUCUCGCUGGCGACGCUGGAACAUCAACGUCACUCUGACCAGGGGUCCCAUUUCGGACGAAGCGGUCGCCAUGCCAACGGAGGAGGAAAUCGAUGUGAUGUUAAAGAAACUGGGGGCAUCCCUGCGACCCGACCCUAUACCUGUAGACCAGCGAAGGUGUUGCUUUUGUCACCAGCUGGGCGAUGGUGUAACAGACGGGCCAGCCAGACUGCUGAACCUGGACUUGGAUCUGUGGGUCCAUUUGAACUGUGCUCUGUGGUCCAGUGAGGUGUACGAGACUCAGGCCGGCGCACUCAUCAACGUGGAGCUAGCCCUAAGACGCAGUCUGGCGCUCCGCUGCGCGCACUGCCAGCAGACAGGUGCCACCAGCGGCUGCAACCGUUUGCGCUGCACCAACACAUAUCACUUCACGUGUGCGCUGCGGUCCCAUUGCACCUUCUUCAAGGACAAGACCAUGCUGUGUCACUUCCACAAGCCUAGGAUGGCUCCUCUGAGCGGGGACAGAUCCUCCAGCAGCUCCCCAUCCUCCACCCCGGGCAUGACCUCCGACUUUUUUUCGUCUGUGUGCGAUCCGUACAACUCGGAGCUACGGUGUUUCGCCGUGUUCCGUCGCGUGUUCGUGCAGAGGGACGAGGCAAGGCAGGUAGCGGCGAUGGUGCAGCGCGGCGAGCAGCGGCACACGUUUCGCGUGGGCAGCCUGCUCUUCUGCGCCGUCGGGAGGCUCCUCCCUCAGCAAAUGAGCGCUUUCCACAGCGCAGUCGCCAUCUUUCCAGUCGGCUACCACGCUAACCGCAUCUACUGGAGCAUGCGCAACAGCAACCGACGCUGCAAGUACAUGUGCUUCAUCGAGGACCACGACGGACGACCCCUUUUCAAGGUUAAGGUGGUGGAGAAAGGCUACGAUGACAUCAUCCUGACCGCGACAACUCCUAAAGGUGUUUGGGACCAGAUUCUGGAACCAGUGUCACAGCUCAGGUCCUCCAGUGGCACUCUGAAGCUCUUCCCGUCUUACCUGAAAGGAGAAGAUCUUUUUGGGCUGAACACGUCGGCCAUCAGCAGGAUCGUUGAGUCUUUACCAGGUGUGGAGGCGUGCGAGAGGUACACCUUCCGUUACGGACGGAACCCGCUCAUGGAGUGGCCUCUAGCUUUCAACCCUUCUGGCUCAGCCCGGUCCGAGCCCAAAGUCAGCCAAGCAAAAAGGCCGUACCUGUUGACCAGCAUGGCUCCCAGGUGUCAGGGCUCAGUGGGCUCCAUCGUGGGAAUGGUGCCGGGUGUCAUCGCUCUGUCGCCGGGUGAGACGGUGGCCGGGGCUCAUCAGGGUCGCCACUCCAAGUCGUCGCAGUACCGACGCAUGAAGGCAGAGUGGAAGACCAACGUCUACCUGGCGCGCUCUCGCAUCCAGGGUCUUGGUCUGUACGCCGCCAGAGAUAUCGAGAAAUGCACCAUGGUCAUCGAGUACAUCGGCGCUAUCAUCAGGAGUGAAGUGGCCAACCGAAAGGAGCGAGUCUACGAGAGUCAGAAUCGAGGCGUGUACAUGUUCCGCAUUGACAAUGACUACGUGAUCGACGCCACCAUCACUGGAGGACCCGCCAGGUACAUCAACCACUCGUGUGCUCCCAACUGCAUCACGGAGGUGGUCAGCGUGGAGAAGGAGAACAAGAUCAUCAUCAGCUCGUGCCGACGCAUCCAGAGGGGAGAGGAGCUGAGCUACGACUACAAGUUUGACCUGGAGGACGACCAACACAAGAUCCCAUGCCACUGCGGGGCCUUCAACUGUCGCAAGUGGAUGAACUGAGCGCACACGCUCAUUAACGCAUUAACCUCAUAUCAAAGAUGCUCAUUAAAGGGGAGGGGUCAGGAGUGGGGUUACAAAAGAGGCUGGUCCUCUUUGUGUAGUGUGUAUAUUUGUACAAAGACGCCCCGACGUGGUCAUGACUUGCACUAAACAAAACAUCCAAUCAAGGCAGAUCAUUUCCCCUUACAUCUGUAAAAUAAAAUGUUUUUGUUGUAUUUAUUACUAAAUGAAGUUAUUUUCUAAUCACAGCCAGUCGUGGAGGAGAGUCGCGGUGUGUAAAUAACUAAAAAUGAGGAAUCUUCACAGUACUGACCGUGACGUUUUUGUUUGCCCCGCCCUCUCCACGUGUGUCUUUUUAUUUGUGUAUAUUCAAAUUGUAUCAGAACUCUGCUGAUGUACAGUCUGUGGCCACGCCCCCCUUCGUUUUUUUUUUUACUGUGUGAGGAUGCCUUUUUGUUUUUGAAAGGGGGGUAUGUGGAGUCUGAUUUAGAAUCAUUUACAGAAAAUAAAAUAUUUUACAUCUUGAAA
This is a messenger RNA of Nerophis lumbriciformis (worm pipefish), 21668 nucleotides long. The record is from RefSeq and is a predicted model, not a curated record. NCBI's taxonomy places the organism in Eukaryota, Metazoa, Chordata, Actinopteri, Syngnathiformes, Syngnathidae.